This is a messenger RNA of Clarias gariepinus (North African catfish), 3801 nucleotides long. RefSeq names its product NLR family CARD domain-containing protein 3-like. Bases 1 to 3801 code for a protein of 1266 amino acids. The record is from RefSeq and is a predicted model, not a curated record. Gene Ontology annotation, molecular function: protein binding. The transcript is spliced from 10 exons. NCBI's taxonomy places the organism in Eukaryota, Metazoa, Chordata, Actinopteri, Siluriformes, Clariidae.
AUGGAGAGCCCUGAUCUGGAGACAGAGAAUGAGACCCCACCCUCAGAAAAGCAACAUGACCAACAAUCUGCUGCUGUAAAUGAAUGCCAGAAGACAUUCAGAUUAAAUCUGAUGAAGAAGUUUGAGUGUGUAAAUGAAGUGAUAAUAAAUCAGGAAAACCGAACGCUCCUGAAUGAGAUCUACACAGAGCUCUACAUCACAGAGGGAGACAGUGGAGACAUCAAUAAAGAACAUGAGGUGAGACAGAUCGAGGCAACGUCUAGGGGAACAACAUCAGAGGAAACACCAAUCAAAUGCAGUGACAUCUUUAAGCCCUUAUCUGAUCAAGACAAACCCAUCACAACUGUGCUGACAAAGGGAGUCGCUGGCAUUGGAAAAACAGUCUCUGUGCAGAAGUUCAUUCUGGACUGGGCUGAAGGGAAAACAAAUCAGGACAUCCACCCAAUAUUUCCACUUCCUUUUAGAGAGUUGAAUCUGAUGAAGGACCAGAAACUGAGUCUAACUGAGCUCCUUCAUGUCUGUUUUAAGGAAACAAAAGAAACACAAAUGUCCAGUUUGGGAAAAGUUCUGUUCAUUUUUGAUGGAUUGGAUGAGUGUCGUUUUCCUAUGGAUUUCCAGAACACAGUAAAAGUGUGUGAUGUAACUGAAUCUGCAUCAGUGUCUGUGCUGCUGAUAAACCUGAUCAAAGGGAAUCUGCUUCCCUCUGCUCUCAUCUGGAUCACAUCCCGACCAGCAGCAGCUGAUCAAAUCCCCCCUGAGUUUGUCGAUCGAGUCACAGAGGUACGAGGUUUCAAUGACCCACAGAAGGAGGAGUACUUCAGGAAGAUGAUCAGUGAUCAGAGCCUGGCCAAUGACAUCAUCACACACCUGAAGUCAUUAAGAAGCCUCUACAUCAUGUGUCACAUCCCAGUCUUCUGCUGGAUCUCAGCCGCUGUUCUAGAGAGAAUGUUGCGUGAAGCAGAGAGUGGAGAGAUCCCCAAGACUCUGACUCAAAUGUACACACACUUCCUCAUCAUUCAGAUAAACAUCAUAAGAGAAAAGUACUCAGAGAAACAGGAGAGUGAUGAAGAAAUGCUUCUCAAACUGGGACGACUGGCAUAUAAGCAGCUGGAGAAACACAACCUGAUCUUCUAUGAUAAAGACCUGAGAGAGUGUGGCAUUGAUGUGAGAGAAGCAGCAGUGUACUCAGGUGUGUGUACGCAGAUCUUCAGAGAGGAGUUUGGGCUUCACCAGAGUAAAGUGUACUGCUUUGUUCAUCUGAGUAUUCAGGAGCAUCUUGCAGCUCUGUAUGUGCACCUGACAUCUGUGAGGGAAAAGAGAAAUGUUCUUCAACAGAGUCAGUCCUUUAAUACAAUCUUAGAUGUCCACAUUAGUGCUGUAGAUAAGGCCUUAAACAGUAAGACUGGACAUCUGGAUCUUUUCCUCCGCUUUCUUCUGGGUCUCUCACUGGAGUCCAACCAGAAACUCUUACAUGACUUAGUAACACAGACAGGAAGAAGCUCACAGAGCAAAAUUAAAACUGUUCAUUACAUUAAGGAGAUGAUCAGUAAAGAUCUUCCUACAGAGAAAUCCAUCAAUCUGUUCCACUGUCUGAAUGAACUGGGUGAUGAUUCUCUAGUGGAGGAAAUCCAACACUACCUGAAAUCUGGACAAAGUGAACUAUCUCCUUCACAGUGGUCUGCUCUGGUGUUUGUGUUACUGACAUCAGCAGAGGAUCUGGAGGAAUUUGACCUGAAUAAAUAUUUCAGUCCAGAGAAGAUAACAGAUGAGGUUCUUAUGAGGGUGAUGCCUGUGAUUGCAGCAUCCAGAAAAUCAAUGUUGUAUAGUUGUGGUGUCUCAGGUGAAGGCUGUGCUGCUCUGACUUCGGCUCUGAGAUCAAACCCCUCACACCUGAGAGAACUGGAUCUGUCCUGGAAUAAUCUAGGAAACUCAGGAGUAAAGUGUGUCUCUGCUGUACUGGAGAAUCCUGACUGUAAACUGGAGACACUGGGUUUGCGUGAUUGUGGUGUCUCAGAUGAAGGAUGUGCUGCUCUGGCUUCAGCUCUGAGAUCAAACCCCUCACACCUGAGAGAACUCCAUCUGUCCCAUAAUAAUCUAGGAAACUCAGGAGUGAAGUGUGUCUCUGCUGUACUGGAGAAUCCUGACUGUAAACUGGAGACACUGGGGUUGGUGUAUUGUAGUGUCUCAGAUGAAGGCUGUGCUGCUCUGACUUCAGCUCUGAAAUCAAACUCCUCACACCUGAGAAACCUGUAUCUAAAUGGGAAUAAACAAGGAGACUCAGGAGUGAAGUAUCUUUCUGCCCUUAAGGAACAUUACAAACUACAGACACUGAUGAACCAAAAGAUGGUUGCUGCCCAGAAGCAUGUGCUACGUGUGUAUGUUGCACGAGACACCGCCCUGAAACUUACUCUACUUGAGCGACCAAAGUCAGUGAAGGAGCUGAAAGAAAUAAUGCAAGAAAGGUUCAAGCCGAGAUUGGAUGAGGACUUUAGCCUGCACUAUGAGGAUCCGGACUUUGAUGGUGAGCUUUGUUUACUGGUGGACAUCAAGGAGUUACCAGAAAAGGGCACGUUGAGAGUCGUCAGACCUGAAGGUGACACCUCAUCUACUGCAUCUUCUGACACAGACAUACUCCCACAUGCAUUACAGCGGCAGAAGAGUUGGCCUGAUCACUUUGUUGUUCCUGGUUUUGGUUAUGAAAUGGAGCAUAUUCUAGAAGAAGGAAAUCAUGUUUAUGAAGAAUCAGGAAAAUUGCUGAAGUUAAAGAGGUCACAUAAGAGUGAAAUCCUUAAAAAAACGGCAGAAACGAUCUACAGUUUUAAACCAUACCCACAUGAAAAGGAAUUGGCAAUGGCUGCUAAAGCUUUGAUUACAGCUCAUCCAUGUCUCAGAAUGACGACUGGUGAAGACGGGGAGUUGGGAUGGAAACGUCACAUAGGGUAUAAGGUUGCGUCUUACCGUAACAAUCUGGCCAAAGCUGGGGUUGCAGAAGUAGCCAUCAACACAGGGAAGCGGAGCCGAAACAACCCCGACAAAGAUCACCCCCAUCAAAACAUAAAGAAAGCUCGAAAAGCUGAGGUCAACUACAUCAUUAACCUACCGAAGGAUCAAACCCCAGCCACUCUGGAAACAAUGAGAGAAGAAAUCAUACAUGAAGUCGAAAAGACUGAGAGAAACCAAUUAGUAAUAGGCAAGCUCAUGAACACAUCCUAUGCUCUUCGUCGCCAAGAAAUCGUUGGAGCUCUUGUAGCUCCACGGGUGAGAGAUGUCAUGAGCAGAUGGCCAGCCCUACUUAUGGAGUCACAGGUGUUUGCAGAGUUCCACCGAAUCAACAACAUUAACCUGCGCAAUCAAUUCUACAAGGAGCUGGACAGACACACGCCUAAACUCAUCACCUUGUUCAGAGACAAGGCCACCAAGACUGGCAAGAUAGCGCAGGAGCUAGCCAAGCUCAUAAGGAUUUAUGACUUUCAGGAACAACGUGAUAUAAAUAUGAGACGGGCCCUCGUCCUUCGUGCACUUCCUGUCUACUUGCGUGAAGAUGCCUCCAAGUUCUUCAGGACCUGCAACUCAGCAGAUGGUCCAGACCUCACUGACACUCCAUUGGCUCUCCUGACAGUCGUCAUGGAUGACACUACUGAUGCGUCCCUCCUCAGCCCUGAGAGCAUCUGUAUUGUCGUGGAGGAUAAAAUACUUUACAUGGGUGAAUGUGUCUCUAAAAGAUUGAAGACUAAGAUUAUUGAGACGCUGUACAGCUGGACUGUAGUGUUCCCUAACAAGUUCAAGAUUAAUGAAGCGUAA